AUGGGCAAGCGCGACCACAGCCACUCGUCUCUCUCGCGCGCAUGUCAUGUCUCGCACUGCAGCCUGGCGCUAUCACAGCAGACAUGGGUGUGCACUAGGUCUCCCAACAUUGAGUAUUGGCCGGCUCGUCAUCCAGCGUGGCUAUUUUGGGCUGUUUCGAGAAGCUCGUCAGCUUGA
This is a messenger RNA of Mixia osmundae IAM 14324, 177 nucleotides long. RefSeq lists its product as uncharacterized. Bases 1 to 177 code for a protein of 58 amino acids. The transcript has 2 exons. The record is from RefSeq and is a predicted model, not a curated record. NCBI's taxonomy places the organism in Eukaryota, Fungi, Basidiomycota, Mixiomycetes, Mixiales, Mixiaceae.